CCCCGGUCCGUCCUGCUCCGCCUCGCGUCCCGUCACGGCCCCCUCUCCUCGCCAUCGCUCCUCGGCCUCGCGGCAUCGCCUCCUCCCCUCCCUUCCCCUUUCUCCCCACGCGAAUAAAGGCGCCGGAGGCAACGCGCGCACCAAGCAAAGUCUCCCCCGCGCGCGGGAUCGGGAGGGAGGGCCGCGGCGGAGAAGCUGCGCGCUAGGGCAGGUUAGGCUAGGGGGUUCCCAGCCGUCUCGUUCCCGCGGCGGGCGACCGAUGCGCGGCGCAUGGCGGCGGUGAACUGCCUCUACGUUGCGGCCGCCUCCACGGCGGCCAGUGCCGCCGCGCUGCAGUGGUGGGCGUCCUCGCUCCUCGACGGCGAGGCCGGGGCGGGCGGGGACGGGGACUGGCUCGGGGCCGUGCUGCGGUCGCGGGUCACCAUCGCACUCCUCGCGAAUCUGGCAGCGAACGCGUUCCUUGUCAUCAUUCUCGCGCUCAAGACUCUAUUUUUUGUUCAGCUAACUUCUCUAGAGACAAGAAAAGUAUUGGAGCACAUCAUUAACUAUGUAAUAUACAAGGGAACUUUUCUCCCACUGGUUGUGCCUCCUAGUUCUCAACAAAUUAUCCUUUGGUCAACUUGGUUGGUCAUUCUUUGUUCACUGAAGAUGUUUCAAUUAUUGGCCAGAGAACGUCUUGAACAGCUCAAUGCGUCUCCCUCAGCGACUCCAUCAAAAUAUUUUCGUGUGUACUCUGCAUUGCUUUUGGUUUUAUCAGCUGAUCUACUAUGGAUGAAGUUCUGUGUUGGGUUCUGCAGCUCCUGUAAUUCCAAGUUAUUUUGGCUCCUGUUCUUUGAGCCACUUAGUAUUGCCUUCGAUACACUGCAGUCUAUCAUGGUGCAUGGGUUCCAGUUUUUUGACAUCUCGCAGCGACAUCUAAUGGAAAGUGGCACAGACUUUCUUGAUUUCCAAAAAUCUUAUAAGCAAGCAGCAGGAUCUUUUUCUGAAUGGAGGGGAAAGCUUACCAGGAAUUUUGGUUUUGCAAUUGACUUGAUAAGUUUGUUGAUGUCACUUGGUCAUUACUCAAUGAUCUUUUGGCUUCGUGGUAUGGCAUUUCAUCUGGUUGAUGCAGUUCUCUUACUGAACUUGCGUGCUCUUAUUGUUUCAUUUUUGAAGAGGAUUAAGACUUAUAUCAAGUUACGGAAGGCUCUUAGUUCACUCGAUGGAGCACUUCCAGAUGCUACAUAUGAUGAAAUUUGCGAAUAUGAUGAUGAGUGUGCCAUCUGCAGGGGACCAAUGGCUCGAGCUAAAAAGUUGUCCUGCAAUCAUCUGUUUCAUCUAGCUUGUUUGCGAUCAUGGUUGGAUCAAGGACUAAUGGAAGGUUACUCCUGCCCAACUUGUCGGAGACCCCUCUCUGUGUCGUCUGAAGGGCAUACUAGGCCCACAACUGCUGAGGUAGCGAAUGUUCAGCGAAUUGCGGAACAGCUUACAAUGGGGUUGAAUCAGCAUAGAGUUCCUGGUAAUGAACAUCCUGUUGAACAGCAGAACCCUUCAGAUGCUGUCUGGAGAGGUGCAGGUCUCGAUGCUAGCUGGGUUCCACCAUGGUCAAGCCCUGUGAUGGACAAUCCCAGCUCCUCUAGUGCAGUGAGGUCAGUAGGUCUAACCGGAGUUCAGAUGAUGAUGAGGCAGUUGGCUUCUGUGACCGACAAUUACGGUCAUGCUGAUGGCACCUGGAACCUAUGGCCUGAGACAAUGGCAGGGUCCUCUCUUGUUCCAUCCACUUCCUCGGUACCUGAUAAUGCAGCUGCCGCUGGAUUGCGGCUCCGAGGCGCUGCAGGCACUACUCGCAAUGGAAGUCUUUCGGAGGUACUCACCAUGGUAGAUAGAGUACGGGAAGUUUUACCUCAUAUCCCUGACGAGCUAAUUAUAGAGGAUUUGAUGAGGACAAACAACAUAAACGCUACUGUGAAUAAUCUUCUGCUGAUGCAAUAGUAGAGACAUCGGCAAUACUACAUAUAAGUAUGAUGUUUACUGGCUAUAAAAGCUUACAAGAAAAGUCUGUAUAGUUAAAGGCGAGCAUGGGUGUAAUAACACUCUUUGGUUCUGUAAUAAAGGCCCCUUUUCCCCUUUAUUUUUUGUUACCAGUGGUUUGUAUAGCAACCAUAGUUGUAUAAUAUCAUGCUCGAUAUGCUGUAGGUUAGUGUAUGUAGAAAGAUGUUACCAUCGUAAUAAAAUUUGUUUUGGGAUA
This is a messenger RNA of Panicum hallii, 2227 nucleotides long. RefSeq names its product E3 ubiquitin protein ligase RIN2-like. Lineage: Eukaryota; Viridiplantae; Streptophyta; Magnoliopsida; Poales; Poaceae. The record is from RefSeq and is a predicted model, not a curated record. Gene Ontology annotation, molecular function: ubiquitin protein ligase activity; ubiquitin binding. Bases 271 to 1971 code for a protein of 566 amino acids. The transcript is spliced from 12 exons. Gene Ontology annotation, cellular component: ubiquitin ligase complex; cytosol; plasma membrane. Gene Ontology annotation, biological process: protein ubiquitination; positive regulation of plant-type hypersensitive response; ubiquitin-dependent protein catabolic process.